Linum tenue is the source of this 1233-nucleotide messenger RNA. Lineage: Eukaryota; Viridiplantae; Streptophyta; Magnoliopsida; Malpighiales; Linaceae. The record is from the annotation of a GenBank genome assembly.
AUCUGCGGUGCCGGAGUUGUGAAAGGGUUCGAAGGGAAGCAGCAGUUUCAGCUUCUCGGCGGCGGUGCUAACUCUGUCGCCGGCGGCUACACGAAAGGAGACGACCUUGGUGGUGAAAUCGUCGGCACUUUCGUCCUUGUCUACACCGUGUUCUCUGCCACCGACGCCAAUCAGCAGGGCAGUAUUCGAAACGACACCGCGUUGCAGCUGAUGUACAGAAUCGAUGUCGCCGGGCAAGGUAUCUCUCCCGACGGCGGCACCGGGAUGUAUCGGCAAUGGAGCCCCGACGAUAAAUACCUCAACAUCGAUCCUCCUCCGAGCUCUGUUUACUACAAUGACUCGGUUCCCCUGAACUCCAUUUACAGUAACGACUCGAUUCAGCUGCAGUACAGAAACGAGAUCCAUAAGCUCGUCGCGCCGGCGACCGUUUACAAAACUGCCCGGGGGAUGUCGAACAUCAGCGAAUUGAACCUGCAGUACAAUCUCACAUGGAGUUUCCCCGUCGAUCCUUCGUUUACAUACUUUGUUCGGCCCCAUUUUUGUGAGAUUCAGCCACCUAUCAACGGCCAGGAUAACAGGGCUUUCUGGAUCUACAUCGCAAAUCGAACCACUGGGUCUUAUACGGAUGUGAUUCAAAAAGUCAGCGGGAAUGGAUUCACCAUGUUCAAAGACUACUUGGUGAGAAUUGAAGCUGAGGAAGAGAAGAAGCAAUUGCCCUUGUUCGUUGCUCUGCAUCCUUUCCCAGAUAACAGCGCCCACUACAAUUCGAUUCUGAACGGAGCUGAGAUCUACAAAUUGAGCCGGUCGGGUAGUUUGGCCGGACCGAAUCCCGACCGCCCACCCAACCCAUCGUCGCCGGAUCCGUCUUCCUCCUCCUCGACUUCCAGCCCGACUAGAUUAAUCCUCAUUGUCGCCGGCGGCGUCGUGUUAGGUCUCGCCGUGGUCUCUCUCCUGCUACUCUUCAUCUUACGGCGGACGCGGAAAUCCAAAUCCUCAUCGAAUUACAUCGGCGCCGGAUCGGCUUCCAAAUCAAUGCUACCAUACUCUUCCUUCGCAUCAACCAACCAGACAUCCACCUCAAAUCUCCCCUCGGAACUUUGCCGCCGAUUCUCUCUCUCGGAGAUGAAAUCCGCAACGAGAGGCUUCGACGACAACUUCAUCAUCGGAGUGGGAGGCUUCGGCGACGUGUACAAGGGGCUGAUCAACUCAUACGUUGAAAUUCGCCGACGAUAG